This is a messenger RNA of Beauveria bassiana ARSEF 2860, 945 nucleotides long. RefSeq lists its product as uncharacterized. The coding region runs from base 1 to 945 and encodes 314 amino acids. The transcript is spliced from 4 exons. The record is from RefSeq and is a predicted model, not a curated record. Lineage: Eukaryota; Fungi; Ascomycota; Sordariomycetes; Hypocreales; Cordycipitaceae.
AUGAGUGUGCAAUACAAUAGAAUCCGAAACUCAGAGAUCAAACUGCAAGAUGUGAAGGCACAAAAUAUACCUUUCGCAGACGAUGCAAUGGUCAUGAACCGCAAUACGCCGACCGGGGACCCGCCUGCCCCCAAGCGACUUAAGAAAAAACUGUGUCCACCUACGCCAACGGACGAUCGCCUGCCUACAAAGAAAAACGACGACUUGAUUACCACCGCGCAAGUGGCUGUUAAAGUACCACAGGACACCUACCGACGACUAUUUGACCUCCAGCUUGGGGAGAGUAACUAUUUCACCGUUGCAGAGGAGGACCGAUCUCAUCCAGAAAGGCAAUCAGUCGUGAUUAUUAAGACUUUUACCGGCCCUGCGGCAAAAAGCCAGAUACAAGCGAUACGCAGAAUUCAGCACAAUCGGUUUGUUGAUGCCAAGGAAUUUCUCCCCAUAGAUGAGGGAUACCUUGUGUCAUUCGAAUUCAUGCCCCUCGCACUAUGUGAAAUUGCAGGCAAUCCUCUUCUGAAUGAUGUACGACUGGCGUCGGUAGUGGGACAGAUCGUUGAUGGGCUUCUGUACCUAGAACAAAAUGGUCUCGAGCACUCGAGUCUUACCUGUUCCAACGUCUUAGUAGACUUGUUUGGCAAUGUUAAGAUAUGGAACCAGGAACACAUCAAACUGUCGGCCGGGAGAUAUCAACAUGUCGAGGCUCUGGGGGAAAUUAUCAUGUACCUUGCUCAUGGCCAGGCCAGGGAUGAUGGGAUUGUGGGCCUGGAUGAGCCCCAGCGAUUCCCGUUGGCAUUCGAUUUUCUCUCCGCCACACAAACAGCAUGCAAAUUAAGCACCGUUACUGAAUGCGAAUACGUUCUUUGGUGUUUGCAAAUUGAGCCCUCUAGUGGUGAUCCCGCCUACGACCACGUGAAUCACCGCCAGUACGAAAGCCAGAGUCCCUAA